GGAAUCCAUGUGAAUGUGAAGCGGGCUACAUGCCUGCACGUCCGGGUGCUGUUAUCAUUCUGACCCGGGACCCUGGUGUCUGCAUGUCCUGUCUGGGCGAGUCUGAGUGUAGUCACUGGGAGAGGGAGAGGGGGUCGCCACAUUCCCCUGCAAAAGCCCAGAUCAUUGCCAGGAGCCCAGGGAAAUUGAGACUGAAUUGGUUCAGAGGGUGAAAGCGAGAGGCAGGUCUGUCUGUGUAUGUUUUGAGGGGAGAGAGGUCCCAGACGCAUACCUUAAACCCACUCCACUAAACCCACGGAAUAUUGAAGCCCGAGGCAUUUCAGCUUGCAUUUAAAGGUGAUGGUUAAACGUUGUUGACAGAUACUGGUGCAGAAUGCGGACUAUUUGGAUCACCAUCUUGUGGGUGUUCACCAGUGUUCAGACAGUGCCCGGAGGUGCAGCGAGAAAACACAGAGAUAUUCAGUGCCCUCGUGUACAUGGUGAUGGAUGGAAGUUACAGAACCAGCAGCACUAUGUUAACAUUUCAGGUUUUAAUUUGCUCAGGAGAUUUUCCCUUUUUAAGACACCAGCAGUGAAAAAAGUCCGAAGUCCAACAGGAGCUUUAAUUGUGAAGUUGGGAAGUUUAUCACUCAUCAGACCCACUGAACUGGUGUUCCCUCAGGGCCUGCCGCAGGAUUUCACCUUCCUUGCAACGAUGCUGCUGAAAAAGAAGAAAGUGAAGGAGAAUUGGUACAUGAUCAAAAUCACUGAUCAGCAGGGCCUGACUCAGUUUUCUAUUCGAAUCGACGGAAGGGACAAAGCGGUGGAGUACAAGGCAAAAGGACACUUCCAGGACUAUGUGCGCUGGGUGUUCAGCAGUGAAGGAGUGGCUGCUCUGUUUGAUCUUCGGUGGCACAAACUGGUGAUCAGUGUGCAGGCAAACGUGGCCUCCCUUUAUAUUGACUGUCGUCUGAUCGAGAUCAAAUCGGUGGAACAGAGAGCUGACAUCGACACCGAGGGUCAGACUGUCAUGAGCAGGAUCGCUGAGGACAACAAGCCAGCUGAAGUUGACCUCCAACAGAUGAUCCUGUUCUGUGACCCUCUCAUGGCAGAGAAGCUGACCUGUUGUGAGAUCCCAGGAGUCAAAUGUGCAACAGAAUCAAUUGUUCAGAAGAGCCGGAGGAAUGCUGAAGUGAAGACAAUGAAGAGUUUGAGUGUACCACUACCUCAGAUGAGUGGGAAGGUCCACACUAAGUGCUUCUGUGUUGAUGAGGACACAAAGUCAAAGGUUGGUAAAACUGGACAGGAAGGCGAGAACGAUGAAGAGUGUAAGCCCUGCCUCCAAAGAGAACCUGGGCAGAAUGAGGCCAGUGGAAUUGCCAAGCAGAAGCACGAAGGCUGCAUUGUGUGUCCACAAGGGCAGAAAGGAGAGAAGGAGGAGCUGGGAAGCCUAGAAGGAACCAUGGGACCAAGGCCCAUGAAGUCAGAGAAAGGUCAGAAGGGUGAACCAGGAAUUAAGGGAUCGGUUGGCCUGCCUGGAAGAGAUGGAAAGCCGGGAGAGUUGUGCGUGCCUGGACCAAAGGGUGCAAAGGGAGAUCCCGGACCAGUUGGACCGGAGGGAUUGGCUGGUGAGCCAGGAUCCCCAGGACCUCCAGGACCCCCGGGGAUAGGAAUACCAGGAAAGCCGGGAAAACCUGGUGGCCCACCCGGACCGAAAGGAGAAGCAGGAAGUGAUGGGGUUCCAGGUCCGGAAGGCAUCCCAGGAAAACCUGGUAAACCUGGAUUACCAGGGCCAAAGGGAGAAAAGGGCGAUCAAUGUGGCGUUUGUCCGACACAUCUAGAGGCACAUGGAGACACCAAAUUUACAGGAGGCCACAGUCAAGGAGCAGAAACUGGAGUGCCUGGAAAACUGGGUGUGCCUGGACCUCCGGGAACACCGGGUGAGAAGGGAGAUACAGGAGAUCCUGGUCUGAAGGGAGAGAAGGGCGAUUCAUGCAAGAUCUGUCCACAGCUCACUGAUGAGCUCAGAAACAUUGUGGGAAUUCCCGGACCACCUGGCGCUAAAGGUGACACAGGACCCCCAGGUGUUCAAGAACCCGGACCACCUGGCCAGCCCGGCGCACCAGGUCCACAUGGAUUCAAGGGAGAAAAGGGUAACAUCGGGAAACCAGGAGCCACUGGGAAAACUGGAAAACAAGGUAAUCAGGGGAUCCCAGGGAAUGAAGGAGAAAAGGGCAACAAGGGUGAUCAGGGAGAUCGAGGGAUCACAGGAGCUCCAGGACCCAAAGGAGAGAAGGGCGAUGGAUGUGGGCUCUGCCCAUCUGCUCAAGCGGCUCACCUUAAAAUAAGCGCUCCAGAUGAUGGAAACGGGAGUCAGUCCGAAAAACAACCUGCACACCUUAUCCAGCCUGGAAUCAAGGGUGAUCGAGGACCAAAGGGUGACAGAGGAGAGCCGGGGGAGAAAGGAAUUCCGGGUAUUCCUGGGAUCCCAGGGGCACUGGGCCGUCAUGGGCUGAAAGGGCAAAAGGGGGAUCAGUGUGACGUUUGCCCUACCAUUCCAGACGACUUCAAAGAUGUAAUCGGACUUCCGGGGAAACCAGGCCCUCCAGGAGACCCUGGACCACCGGGGACAGGAGAACCUGGAAUACAUGGAGAACCAGGACUGCAGGGAUUAACGGGAUCUCCUGGAAUGAAGGGUGAAAAGGGACAGGCAGGCACCCCAGGGAGAGGACUGCCCGGAGUGCCGGGAAAGGAUGGCGUGAUAGGAAAGCCAGGAAAUCCGGGUGCAGCAGGGAUUCCAGGAUUACCAGGAGCCGUUGGCCCAAAGGGUAACAAGGGACAAGCUGGAGAACAUGGGAUCCCAGGUCACCCAGGAGCCCCUGGUGUGGGGCUACCUGGGACACGGGGAAAACAGGGAGAAACCGGAGAUACUGGGUUACCAGGGAGACGAGGCCUGCCAGGUGUGCCAGGAACUAAAGGUGAAAAGGGAGCAGCUGCUGAACAGUGCAUCUGUAUGAAUGGACAGCCAAUCCCAGAAGGAGAUGGGCGAUAUCCUGGAGAUUCUGGAGAACAUGGGCACCCAGGGGCUCCAGGUGAUCGGAUGUUGUGGUCUCUAGGACCUCUGGGCCCACCAGGACCGCCCGGCCCACCAGGUCUACCGGGACCACCCGGCCUGCCGGGGUUACCAGGAGGCAAUGGACGACAGGGAAUUCCAGGAAAUGAUGGGAUGCCUGGUGCCCCUGGCCUUCCAGGAAUGUCUCCUCUGUCGCUGUUUGCUGAGAGGAACGAUUCAUUCUUCAAGACGUUUUGUGGGAACUGCUCUUCCGGAUUCCCUGGAGCCCAGGCAUUCACGGGGAUGAAGGUGGAGCAGAUCGAACAUGGCACUCCCGGUGCAGCCGGUGUGGAUCACUGUGAAAAGUGCAAGCAGCAGCGGCAACAGCAAAACCAAGAGGAACUUCCUAGAAUGGAAGAGCAACUGCCAAACAAUAGAGAAUGUGGAUAUCCAGGACUACCUGGGAUGCCUGGUCCUCCAGGUGAAAGAGGAGUAAAAGGAGAACAGGGGUCUAUAGGUCAAAGAGGAUAUGCUGGGCCCCCAGGGCCUCCUGGCCCCCCUGGAUUUCCUGGUAGUCCUGGAACCACAGGUUUGCCUGGUCUUCAAGGAGAGCGGGGCCUGCCUGGGGUAGCUGGACAGAAAGGAGAGCAGGGUCCUAUAGGCCCCUCCGGAUACCCCGGAUCAUCUGGAAUGCCUGGUCUCCCGGGCCUUAAAGGAGACCGGGGCUAUGCAGGUCCUCCUGGAGAGAAAGGCGAGUUGGGCCCUCCUGGCAUCCCUGGUCCCCGUGGCCCAGCAGGCCCAGUGGGCCCCAAAGGUGGCUCAGGAUUACCUGGUUCACGAGGAGACAAGGGAGAUCAAGGAUUCCAAGGUCAACCAGGAUUUCCAGGACAGCCAGGACCCAUUGGUUUCCCAGGGAAGUCUGGGCCACCAGGACCCCCAGGACCUCCUGGUGAAAAGGGCAAUGAUGGGAGUGUAGGUCCAGUUGGACCAACUGGGCCUCCAGGCAGAAGUGGACCUCCAGGACUACAGGGUCCUCCAGGAGUAGAAGGUCUGGAUGGGAAGGAAGGGAAGCCAGGACCAAGGGGUGAGACUGGUCCACCAGGACCUCCAGGGCUCAGGGGGCUACAUGGAUUUAAAGGAAAACCUGGCCUUCCAGGUCAGCCUGGACAGAGAGGUGAACCAGGAGUAACAGGACCACCUGGAAAUGUAGGCCGGCCAGGCUUUGAGGGCGAGCCUGGCCCACCAGGACCCGUGGGACCUCCAGGAGUUCCUGGACAUGUGGGUGCAGCUGGUAUUCCAGGAGCUUCGGGCCCCACAGGACCCCCAGGAGUGGGAACAAAGGGCGAUCGAGGACCAUCUGGAGAAAGAGGUCUCCCUGGAUUGGUGGGACCCCCUGGAGUGCCUGGAGCUCCUGGGCUGAUGGGAGAGCCUGGUCAGGAUGGUGCAGCAGGAAAAGAGGGCUCGCCUGGUAUACCAGGAGUAGCUGGCCCGCCUGGACCAAAGGGUGAGCCAGGGAACCCUGGUGAAAAGGGCGCCCAGGGAGAUAGAGGCCCUCCUGGGAUCUAUGGAGGGUAUUCAGGCAAAAGCAGUGGUAUGGCCAUGCCAGGACCUCCAGGUUCUCCUGGAGAAAGAGGAUCCCCCGGACCCCCCGGACCCACAGGCCCUCCAGGAAUACCAGGAGCACCAGGAACGCCAGGAACAAUGACUGAAACUGUUAACUUUGAUGAGAUCAAGAGGUUAAUCAGACAAGAAGUGACAAAAAUCUUUGAUGAAAGAAUGGCGUACUACCUAGCCCGAAUACGUACUCCAGAUUCAACCAGCCCAGGAAGGCCAGGGCCCCCUGGUAAAAUUGGACCCACUGGUCACCCAGGGCAGCCAGGCCAAUCUGGAUUACCUGGACAACCUGGAAGAGAUGGACGACCUGGGUUACCUGGGCCUAAAGGUCCGAGCGGCCCAAAGGGAGAGCGAGGUGAAAAUGGAAUUGGCCGUCCGGGUGAGCCAGGUGCACCAGGCCCUCCAGGUCCAGCAGGACCUCCAGGAUACAGCAAAACCGGCCCACCAGGUCCAACUGGCCAGCAGGGGGUGCCAGGCAUGCCAGGCCCACCAGGACUUCAAGGAGCAUCGGGAAAAAAUGGGCGCUGCACACCCUCUGACUGUAUCAUGAGGGUACCUGAGCCUUACAACGCCAAGAAUUCAAAAGGACCAUCUCAUUGGAUGAAUUAAUAAAGACUUUUCAUCAUUUGCGUUUUUGGGAGGGGUGUGGUUAAAAUGUCAGAUUUCUCUUUCCUCAUUUUAUUUUUCAAUGACUCAAGAGAACAGCUGUUGGAGGGAAGGCCAAGUAAGAAUUUCAGUAUCCGGUGUAUUGGUCAGAUGGUAUUUGUACAACUUUCUUCAGCCUGUUUUCCUCCCUGCAACCUUUUCAAAACCACCAGGUCCGCAUGCUUGGAAGCCAGUGUGUGUCCCUGGGUGUUAUGAGACACAGGUCACUUCCUGGGGACAUUUCAAAAUAGUUUCAUUACAUGACCUCCCACAGCCCCUCCCACCCACAUCAUUGUCCAUUUAAUUCAUUAAUCCUCACAAUGCCCAUAUCCUCUUGGCCGAUCAGGAAGUGAAUAGACUACCCCAAUAUAAUUGGAUAUUUUUCCUCAGUUCAAAAACCUUGCUCCUCUGACUCCAAUAUUUUUACCACCUUUUGUCAACAGAACCACAGAAAGGAAGUCGAACAAUAAGCCUGUUGCAUUUUCUCGUGAUGUGCUUUGUGAGUUUGGCGGUUAACAAUGCCAGGGCAAUCUUGGAGAGUUGAUCACCUGAGCUGGGACAGUGGCUUGUGUUAGAUCUGGCCAUUUGUGGAAGAAAGUCUGCACUGAGUAUCCUGUUUAGCAGCACCCACUGCCUGUGUCUGUGGUGUUGACAGGUUUGAUCAACAAUAAACAAAAUGUAUCGAGAGUUUAUUGACCAGAUCAGUCCAACAGCCCUUUCUUCCAGUUCCAGAUCCUCUCCUUUCAAUAACUAACUGCCAUGAUUCUAUUCCCCAUGGUGCCUUGAUUAUGUGCACGUAAUGACACACUAAACUACAAGGGGGCAAUUGAAUUUAAAUAUCCCAGCUCCCUGCACACAGCACAAACUUACUGACACAUCCACAUUCAGAGAGCUGACGAAAAAUACUACAGCUCUCACAAAAGGUAAAUUGAGAGAUGUUGUCUCGAUCCAUCAGAUUGGUGCAGUGGCCUGUGUUUUUGAGUGAGUGUGAGGGUCAACGGGUGAUUGGAGGCUUAAGCAAGCUCCGCACAGAAAUGGACCUCAGCAACACGCUGGCACAGGAAAUGUACAAAUGAACCUUGGCAGCAUGACAAAGGGGGAGCAGCGGUUUCAAAGCUGCUCAGAACUAUCCAGAGGCAAUUCAGUUCUGACACAGAUGAACAUAAUGUCGUUGUGGGUAAAUAAAAACAUUUUAACUUUUGUAUCUAACACUGGGCCCUACCUGUCCUGGGAGUGUUUGAUGUGAAUUAAUUUUAACUUGGCUAUCCCAAUGAUAAGUUGUCACAAUCAGAUUCCUGGGCCUGUUUUACUCUGGAUGAACUUUCUGCUCUCAAACAAAUUGGAUUAUGAGAGUUAGGUGAAGGUGAGGUUCAAAUAGCCAGCAUGUGCCUGGGAACUGUUCCAUUCUCUCACACUGACUUAGCAACAUCUGUGUGAGCAUGGAACGCCAUUAAAAAAUAGCAAAAAGGAGACUAUUCAUUGGAAUGAAAUUGUUUGUCAGUUCACCCUGCUCUCAGAGCUGGUCCAUCUCAUUCCCUUUCUCUUAAUUAAACAGACAUUAAUUCUCCUUCCUCAUUUAAGUAGAGGAUUGUAAGCAAUGUGCCGGGGAUCAGAAACUGGGGCUGCUGACUUUCCCAUUGCUCUGUGCUGUCCCAGUCUCUGUCCCAGCUGUUGGUACAGGCGACGUCUGAUUGUAGGUUUCUCAUUUUGAUGUCUGUCUGCCAGCUCCUGCUGGUACAGGGGAAUGCUGGUCCUUGACAGUCAGGCAACCCUACAUAUAGCUAAUGGAAGCAGGUCUUCCUGUCUCUCUCUCUCACACACACACACACACACACACACACACACACACACUGCAGCUCAGUAGUCACCAACCUCAGCUACUACCUCCUUGCCAUUAGUGUGUAUCCUGCCAAUCUCAGCUGUGCACCAUCUGGCACUGGCAAAGUUCUCAGCCUGAAUGAGAAACAUUGAUGAAAUGGAUCCUCACAAAUACAUGUUAUUGUAACUUCUAAACUUCAACUGUUGGAGAGCAGUGAGUUUCUCGAGAGCCCUGUAUUGAAGAGCAUUAAAGAGAAUUUUGACAAAG
Messenger RNA from Stegostoma tigrinum, 7376 nucleotides. RefSeq names its product collagen, type XVI, alpha 1 (gene col16a1). The record is from RefSeq and is a predicted model, not a curated record. The coding region runs from base 374 to 5254 and encodes 1626 amino acids. Lineage: Eukaryota; Metazoa; Chordata; Chondrichthyes; Orectolobiformes; Stegostomatidae. The transcript is spliced from 70 exons.